AUGACAGAAUUACAACGUAUACAACGUAUACAUAAAGCGAUCAGAGAUUUUUUUGAUGAAACACCCGUCGAAGAAUGGUCCUAUAUUCAUUUUUUAAAAACAUUUAAACCUAUCAUCAAGUCAAGAUUAGAUAUCACACUUCGAGACGAAAAAGCCACGUGGAAGAAGAGAUUUGUGAAGCAAUUAGAGAAGAUUGCUGAAGAUGACACGUAUACUGAACAGCAAAGAAAUAAGGCAAUUCGUUUGAAAGAAAAGGACUCAUUGUCUGCAGAACUCUUCUGGGAUAAUAUUGAGAAAGAAAAAGAAAGCUUGCGUAGAAAGCUAGAAGUGAAAACCAAUAUGGACUUGGUCUGCGAAAAUACAGAAAUUGAAGCUAUAGAGAUUUUGGAAACUGCAC
Acaulospora morrowiae is the source of this 397-nucleotide messenger RNA. The record is from the annotation of a GenBank genome assembly. Lineage: Eukaryota; Fungi; Glomeromycota; Glomeromycetes; Diversisporales; Acaulosporaceae.